This is a messenger RNA of Solanum pennellii, 683 nucleotides long. RefSeq lists its product as uncharacterized. The transcript has 3 exons. Bases 1 to 663 code for a protein of 220 amino acids. The record is from RefSeq and is a predicted model, not a curated record. NCBI's taxonomy places the organism in Eukaryota, Viridiplantae, Streptophyta, Magnoliopsida, Solanales, Solanaceae.
AUGAAGAAUAUAUAUAGGAGGAAGAUUAGGGUUACAAAUUUUGGGAGGCAAAAGGGCAAAGUCGACAAGCCCCCACCCAUCCCAAAUUCAAAAUCUUUUCACCAAAAAUGGAAGAACACCUUUUUUUCUGGAAAAUCUGCCCCAUUCCGAAAGAAGGAAGGGAGAAUAGACGGUCUCGAUCAAUUCUUCUCAUCCUUGCUGAUUGACGUGGCGUCAUCUCGAGCCCAAAGGACGAAUUCGCGUGUUGCUACUGUGCUACUGGAACUUGUACGAAAUAAAGACGUUGAGGAAGCCGACGAAAACCAACGUGUCACAACAAAUUGGGCAGCAUUGGAUGCAUAUAAAGACAAGAAAACUGGAGAACUUUUGGGUCCUCAACAUUCGUUUAAUGUGGAGUUUGCUCAAGACAACAUGCAACAAAUAAGUGAUAGCCUUGAUUGCAAACUGUUCGUAGUUGUAUAUGCAGAAUUUCUGAGUGACAAAAUCAACAUGUCAUGUAAUAGUUUUGAGAGUAGCUAUCUUCGCAAAAGAUAUGCGAUACUUUUAUUGAAGCAUGGUCUCGACAAGAUGAAUGCUGGAUAUGUUAGCAACAGUGAUGACCCUUCAAGAAUGAAGAAUGUAUUAAACCCAUCAUCUGAAGAUGAAAUUGUUAAUGUAGGCUAGUUAGUUUUCAAUGUUUGAUU